This is a messenger RNA of Saccharomyces eubayanus, 4551 nucleotides long. RefSeq names its product ATP-binding cassette glutathione S-conjugate transporter YCF1 (gene YCF1). The record is from RefSeq and is a predicted model, not a curated record. Bases 1 to 4551 code for a protein of 1516 amino acids. NCBI's taxonomy places the organism in Eukaryota, Fungi, Ascomycota, Saccharomycetes, Saccharomycetales, Saccharomycetaceae. Gene Ontology annotation, cellular component: membrane. The transcript has a single exon. Gene Ontology annotation, molecular function: ATP binding; ABC-type transporter activity; ATP hydrolysis activity. Gene Ontology annotation, biological process: transmembrane transport.
AUGGGCGGUACUCUUGCCUCAUGGGCCUGCAAGCUCUGUAGAUCUCCUGAAGGGUUUGGACCUAUAUCUUUCUAUGGUGACUUCACUCAAUGCUUUAUUGAUGGUGUAAUUCUGAACCUGUCAGCGCUUUUCAUGCUAACCUUUGGUACAAGAGAUCUGGUUCAUCUUUGUAAGAAGAAGCAUCCUGGGUCAAAAUAUAGACGAAAUUGGAUAAUUGUCUCUAGAAUGGCCCUUGUCCUGUUGGAAAUAAUCUUUGUUUCACUUGCAUCUUUGAAUUCAUCUAAGGAUGAGACUGGAGGUUUUACAGUUGUGAGUCAAUAUGCUUUUACUAUGUUGUCCUUAUUUGUCGCCUUGGCUUUACAUUGGAUUGAAUACCAUAGAUCAGUGGUAGCAAAUACGAUACUUUUAUUCUAUUGGUUUUUUGAAACAUUUGGAAAUUCUGCUAAGCUAUUAAAUAUCCUCAUCAGACACAAAUAUGAGGGCGGAUGGUACCCUGGACAGGCAGGUUUCAUAUUGACAUCAUUUCAAGUAAUUACAUGCGCUAGUAUCUUACUGCUAGAAGCUCUUCCAAAGAAGCCUCUGAUGCCCCACCAACAUAUACAUCAGAAGUUGAUGAGAAGGAAACCGAACCCGUACGAUAGUGCUAAUAUAUUCUCCAGAAUUACAUUUUCUUGGAUGUCAGGUUUAAUGAAAACUGGAUAUGAAAAAUACCUAGUAGAAGCUGAUUUGUAUAAAUUACCAAAAAACUUUAGUAGCACAGAACUCUCUCAGAAAUUAGAGAAAAAUUGGCAAAAUGAACUUAAGCAUAAAUCAAAGCCUUCGUUAUCUUGGGCUAUAUGCAAAACUUUUGGAUAUAAAAUGGUUUUAGCCGCGUUCUUCAAAGCCAUUCAUGAUAUUCUGGCAUUCGUGCAACCACAAUUACUAAGAAUUUUAAUCAAGUUUGUUACCGACUACAAUAAAGAAAGACAAGAUGAUGACGAUCCUUUAACUCUCGGAUAUGGUGAUAAGCCUGAUCAAAAAUUGCCCAUUAUAAGAGGUUUUAUGAUUGCGUUUUCCAUGUUCUUGGUUGGGUUUACUCAAACAUCUGUGCUGCAUCAAUAUUUUUUGAAUGUCUUUAACACUGGUAUGUAUGUCAAAAGUGCCUUGACUGCCUUGAUAUACCAAAAGGCUUUAGUUUUAUCUAAUGAAGCAUCUGGACUUUCAUCUACUGGUGACAUCGUUAAUUUAAUGAGCGUGGAUGUCCAAAAAUUACAAGAUCUGACUCAAUGGUUAAAUUUGAUUUGGUCAGGGCCCUUUCAGAUUAUUAUCUGUCUCUACUCUUUGUAUAAGCUAUUGGGUAAUUCGAUGUGGGUUGGUGUAAUCAUACUAGUUGUUAUGAUGCCAUUAAAUUCAUUUUUAAUGAGAAUACAAAAGAAAUUACAAAAAUCUCAAAUGAAAUACAAAGACGAAAGAACUCGUGUUAUUAGUGAAAUUCUAAACAACAUCAAAUCUCUGAAAUUAUAUGCGUGGGAAAAGCCUUACAGGGAGAAGUUGGAAGACGUUAGAAAUAACAAAGAACUAAAUAAUUUAACUAAAUUGGGUUGCUAUAUGGCUGUAACAAGUUUCCAAUUUAACAUAGUUCCUUUCCUAGUUUCAUGCUGUACGUUUGCUGUCUUUGUGUACACCGAAGAUAGGGCCUUGACUACCGAUCUAGUUUUCCCUGCUUUAACUCUUUUCAAUCUACUUUCAUUUCCAUUGAUGAUUAUUCCCGUGGUUUUGAAUUCAUUUAUCGAAGCUUCUGUUUCUAUUGGUAGGCUAUUUUCCUUUUUUACCAAUGAGGAGCUACAGCCAGAUUCUGUCCAGCGCUUACCAAAAGUAGAAAAUGUUGGUGAUAUAGCCAUCAAUAUUGGCGACGACGCUACCUUUUUAUGGCAACGUAAACCAGAAUAUAAAGUAGCCUUGAAAAAUAUCAAUUUCCAAGCUAAAAAAGGAGAAUUAACCUGUAUUGUUGGUAAGGUUGGCAGUGGGAAGACCGCUCUAUUAUCAAGCACAUUGGGUGACUUAUUUAGAGUCAAAGGGUUUGCCUCAGUGCACGGUAGUGUUGCAUACGUCUCACAAGUUCCAUGGAUUAUGAAUGGGACGGUUAAGGAAAACAUUUUGUUUGGGCACAAGUACGAUGCUGACUUUUAUGAAAAAACUAUCAAGGCCUGUGCGUUAACCAUUGACUUGGCAAUUUUGAUGGAUGGUGAUAAGACGCUAGUUGGAGAAAAGGGUAUUUCCUUGUCGGGCGGCCAAAAGGCACGUCUAUCCUUAGCAAGAGCAGUUUAUUCAAGGGCAGAUACUUAUCUGCUGGACGAUCCCUUGGCGGCUGUUGACGAACACGUGGCUAGGCAUUUGGUCGAACAUGUAUUGGGUUCAAAUGGUUUACUACAUUCCAAAACCAAGUUAUUGGCAACGAACAAAGUAAGCGCCUUAUCUGUUGCAGAUUCAAUUGCAUUAUUAGAUAAUGGUGAAAUUAUUCAACAAGGGACAUAUGAUGAUAUUACCAAGGACGCGGACUCUCCCUUAUGGAAAUUAAUCAACGAUUAUGGUAAAAAACACAAUAAUACACACAGCGAAACCAGUGAAUCUUCAACGAACUCAAUUCGCGAAAACAGUAUACCGAUUGAAGGCGAGCUGGAACAAUUACAAAAACUAAAUGAUCUGGAUUUCGGCAACGCUGACACUCAAAGCUUAAGAAGAGCCAGUGAUGCAACUUUACGCAGUAUUGAUUUUGGCGAUGAUGAAAACGUUGCUAAAAGAGAACAUCGUGAACAGGGGAAGGUGAAGUGGAACAUUUACCUAGAGUACGCUAAAGCUUGUAACCCAAAAAGUGUUUGUGUGUUCAUAUUGUUUAUCGUUAUAUCAAUGUUCCUAUCCGUCAUGGGUAACGUUUGGUUGAAACACUGGUCCGAAGUUAAUAGCCGCUAUGGGGCUAAUCCGAAUGCUGCUCGUUACUUGGGUAUCUAUUUUGCCCUUGGUAUUGGUUCAGCGUUGGCAACUUUAAUUCAGACUAUUGUUCUUUGGGUCUUCUGCACUAUUCAUGCCUCCAAAUAUUUGCACAACUUGAUGACAAACUCUGUGCUAAGAGCUCCAAUGACCUUUUUCGAAACCACACCGAUUGGUAGAAUUUUAAACCGUUUUUCGAAUGAUAUAUAUAAAGUUGAUGCUUUGUUGGGAAGAACCUUUUCUCAGUUUUUUGUGAAUGCGGUAAAAGUUACGUUUACUAUUACUGUUAUUUGUGCGACAACGUGGCAAUUCAUUUUUAUAAUCGUUCCAUUGGGUGUGUUUUACAUUUACUAUCAACAGUACUACUUAAGGACAUCAAGGGAGUUGCGUCGUUUAGAUUCUAUCACAAGGUCUCCAAUUUAUUCUCAUUUUCAAGAAACUUUGGGCGGUCUUGCUACAGUUAGAGGUUAUUCACAGCAAAAGAGAUUUUCACACAUUAAUCAAUGUCGUAUUGAUAAUAACAUGAGCGCGUUUUAUCCUUCUGUCAAUGCUAAUCGUUGGUUGGCAUACAGAUUGGAACUUAUUGGUUCUGUUAUUAUUUUGGGCGCUGCUACUUUAUCGGUUUUCAGGCUAAAGCAAGGUACCUUGACUGCGGGUAUGGUUGGUUUGUCGCUAAGUUAUGCAUUACAAAUCACCCAAACAUUGAAUUGGAUUGUUAGAAUGACCGUUGAAGUGGAAACCAAUAUUGUUUCGGUGGAGAGAAUUAAAGAAUACGCUGACUUAAAGAGUGAGGCGCCCUUAGUUAUCGAAGGUCACAGGCCACCCAAGGAAUGGCCAGGCCAAGGUGACAUCAAGUUCAAUCAAUAUUCCACUCGUUAUAGACCAGAGCUUGAUCUUGUUCUGAAACAGAUUGAUAUUCACAUCAAACCGAAGGAAAAAAUUGGUAUUGUUGGUAGAACAGGUGCAGGUAAAUCGUCGUUAACAUUAGCGCUAUUCAGAAUCAUUGAAGCUAGUGCGGGAAAUAUUGUUAUUGAUGGCAUUCCCAUUAAUGAAAUUGGGUUAUAUGACUUAAGACAUAAACUGUCCAUUAUACCUCAAGAUUCCCAAGUGUUUGAAGGUACUGUUCGUGAGAAUAUCGAUCCAAUCAACCAAUACACCGAUGAGGCUAUGUGGAGAGCAUUGGAACUUUCUCAUUUGAAAGAACAUGUGUUAUCAAUGAGUAACGAUGGGUUAGACUCUCAAUUAACAGAAGGUGGUAGUAACCUAAGUGUGGGACAAAGACAAUUACUGUGUCUUGCGAGAGCGAUGCUGGUUCCAUCCAAAAUUUUGGUGCUAGAUGAAGCCACCGCUGCAGUGGAUGUCGAAACAGAUAGAGUCAUUCAAGAGACAAUUCGCACGGCCUUUAGAGAUAGAACUAUAUUGACUAUCGCACACAGGUUGAACACCAUCAUGGAUAGCGAUAGAAUCAUUGUGUUGGAUAACGGUAAAGUGGCUGAGUUUGAUUCCCCAUCCCAGCUAUUAACCAAUACCAAAUCAUUAUUCUAUUCGUUAUGCGCGGAAGCCGGUUUGGUCAAUGAGAAUUAG